AAGUUACCUCGCCCGCGUCAAACAAUAAAACGAUGGCUCCAAGACCUUACGAAAACAAAUUCCGCGUUCGCCGUUCAACUGCUACCUCUACACCUGCGGUCUACGCAGUCCCUUCCGGCCCGCACCGUGGCGUUCAUCUCCUGAGGUAACUCCCCGCUCCCGAUCCUCCCCCCUCCCCAAGCUAACCCAGAUGAAAGCAACGAGCCCCUCCCUCCCUCCGUCCAAUACAUGUACCGCCACCCCAUAAACGUCCAUAAGUCCCUUCUCACGAUAGACUUGACCUCCACGACCACUAUCCCCAAACGCUUUGACAGUAUCGACGCAGCGCAACGGUACAUCGAUGCUGUUGAUGAGAAGGGGCAGGAGGCGAACGAGGGGGAUUUACUAGCGGAGCAGCUGGCCCGUGGGUUGACCCUAGGAAGUGGGGGUGGGAGGCGGAGUGAACCGGUUUAUGGAAAUUUGCCCGAGAGUGUGAGGGGGAGUGUGAGUGAGAGGGAAAGGAGGGUGGAGGUCCUUGAUGGGAUAGUGGGAAGUGGGAGAAGGGUGAGGAAGGUUUGGAAAGGAAGCUAUAGCCGAAGUCAUACCGGGGCGGGAGAACGUUUGAGUGGGGCAAGUUCGGGUGGGAGAGUGGAGAGCUGGAGGAGAGGGGUUGAGGAGAGGCUUGCCGCUCUGAGGAUUUGUGCAGGGGUUGCGGCGGGUAGGGAUGAUAUGAUUGAUGAAUAAAGUGAGUUACUGUCGGUAUUGAUGGAGGUAGGAUCCAACUCUUUUCUUUUCCAUCCGCUUUCUCCGCAGCGCUUUGUGAUCGGGUGGCUAGUGUAUAGAUGUACAUCAAAUGCGUUGUUUCCUGGCAUCAUGAGAUUUCUUUAUCCAUCUACUUCCUUUCCUAUCUUUUUCUACCCUCUUCUUGCCUUCAUGCAUUGCGGGAUUUUAUGAGGGCUCGCCUUUUGCUACAUUUGCUGGCGUACGGAGUCCGUGAGCAUGGUUUGAGUGUCUGUUGUAUGUAGGAAAAAUUAGUCAAUAGGAUACCGGUAGGAGCGAC
This is a messenger RNA of Tuber aestivum (summer truffle), 1039 nucleotides long. Lineage: Eukaryota; Fungi; Ascomycota; Pezizomycetes; Pezizales; Tuberaceae. The record is from the annotation of a GenBank genome assembly.